AUGGCCAGAGACCUCCCUGCCGACAUCGUCGCAGCCAGCUUCGACCACCUCCCUGUCCCAGACCUACUUCGCGCAGCACAAGUCUCCCUCCUCUGGCGCGACAUUGUCUACGAUGAGCAGCGCUGGAUCGCAAAGCUCAGAGCUAUAGGCGUCUGGUCGGACGCAGCUGCUCGGAGGAAUCUGGAGGAAGAGAACACAAAUCGCGAUGAUCCGUUGUAUGCGCUACCCGAGGCGCGCCCAGUCCGUGGCAGAGCGCGUCCUGAAUUUAGACGCAUCUAUAAGCUGCUUGCGCCUUACUAUCUUGAUCUUGUUGCUGCGGCGAAUCCAGCCACAUCCAAGUUGUUCACCUCUUAUAAAGAUCCCGAGGAUCAGGCACGCAUGCUGAGACAACUCUCUGCCUUUGGAGCAGCGCAUCCUGUUCAUGAUUCACAGGCACGUAAUGUGCAACUGCAAGCGACUAUUGAUCUGUUCGAGACGGCUGCCUUGCGAGAGUUUGAAAUCAGCUACGACCAUCGCAACGAAGCCUCCAUGCAACGGUACGCGCAAGUCUGCACCCUACUCAACGGAGGCGGCAAAUGCAUCCGUCUCUUUUGCAGCAAGAAUGUCUUGCUCUCGUCAAGCUUACCCAAUGCAUUCGAGUGCUUUGAUGCAGCCGGUAACAUCAACCUCACGCCCAUGCAACGCCUCACAACAUCGCUCGGGGUGGAACUACUUUCGCAGAAAGAGGUGAUUGCACUAGUGUUUCCGCGUGGUCAGACUUGGCACAUUCUGUGUGAGCGCGUCUUGCGGGAAGUGCUUGCAGUAUACAUCAAGAAUCUGAUUGAUUAUGCUCAACAACAAAGCACAGAAGCGUAUUUGGCGGCCGUUCCAGGAGCAUACCAACAUGCUCACCGCCUCGUGAGUGAGCUUGGCCUCAACUUGCUACCGCAGCUACAGGCUAUCUUCGAGGAACACGUCUCUUGGUAUCUUGAGGAAGAACUGCGUGAGCUUCGUUCAAAAGCAGAUCACGAAGUCAGUAAUUGGGAUCGACAAAUCACGGAUGAGUCGCAAAAGACGGAAUCCUUGCUGCUUUCCAAUAUCAAUCGUGAAGCAGCCAAGAAGAACUUUUUGCAGUCCUUUACACAAGUCAUUCUCAUGCCUGUCAAUGUCGUCGGUAGUGCGAUUCCUUUUCGACAGAGCGUUACACCCGACGCGAAUCAACCAGCAGGUCUCAUUGCAGAGGAGAAUAACCUCGCAGCAACACAAAGCUUGCCUACGACGGAACUCGCAGCGCGGGCUGCCAUUAUGAACUCUGGGCUUGCACGAAUCAAACGUCUUCUCAGCUUGGAAGUGGCUCUCUCACUCAUUCAUGCUGGCAAGGAAGCGAUUGAUCGCAGUCGUACCUUUGUUCCAUUUGCCGGGCGACUUGGUCAGGAGGCGCGCGAACAGAGCGAAGCCAUGUUCAAUGCAGUCCUCGAUGCGCUUGGUGUGCGGCAUAUUGCGAAUGGUUUUGAGCUGGCGCUACAAGCGCUCAAAAGUUACGAUCCUCGGCGGAAUAAGCAAGUGGCACAAGUCCAACCGCUCGUUGACUUUCUCGAGCUGGUGCAUGUUGGUGAUUUGAUUCAACAAAUGAUUGAUGUUUUCUACAAUCAAGAAUUAGCCGGAAUCGUUGAUAAGACUGAUUUCUUGUCGCCUGCAGUCAAGGGUAAGAAGAAGUUUGAGGAGAUGAUUGAUAAGAAUGUGGCAGAUGGCUUGAAUCGUGGCAUCGAUGUACUCAUGGAGCAAGUCGAAUAUCUCCUCAUCACGACACAGAAGCCAACAGACUUCAAGCCCUGGCUCGUCCUUGGCCAAGAUGAUCACCUCGACUUGCAGGAAACCGACACGGCGCGUCAAGUCGUGGCGUGCCUCUCGACCCACACUGAACUACUCCGUGGCAGCACGGAUAAAGCGACCCUUGACGUCUUCUUUCAAGAAGUCGGUGUCCGCUUCUUUGGGUCGUUGUGUAAGCACCUCAAGCGUCAAAGCAUUACCGUGGAAGGUGGCCUCAAACUCAUCUCUGACCUCAACUACUACUACAACUACAUUGCCAGUCUCAAGCAAUCUUCCAUUGUGCCUUACUUUUCUUCGCUCAAGGAGCUUGGCAAUUUGUAUAUUGUCUCGGGGCAGGAAGGGAAAGCUGUUGGGCAGCUCGUUUCUGAUAUGGUGCGGUUUGGUGGUGUUCUGAGGCCUGAGGAUGUGUAUGAAUUUGCUGAACGUCGAGCAGAUUGGAUGAAGGUGAAGAAGGACGUGGAUAAGGUCAUCUAUGGCACUAAUGGCGACUGUGUAGUCCAAUAA
This is a messenger RNA of Protomyces lactucae-debilis, 2313 nucleotides long. RefSeq names its product F-box domain-containing protein. The transcript is spliced from 2 exons. Gene Ontology annotation, cellular component: cytoplasm; exocyst. Gene Ontology annotation, molecular function: protein binding. Lineage: Eukaryota; Fungi; Ascomycota; Taphrinomycetes; Taphrinales; Protomycetaceae. The record is from RefSeq and is a predicted model, not a curated record. Gene Ontology annotation, biological process: exocytosis; Golgi to plasma membrane transport. Bases 1 to 2313 code for a protein of 770 amino acids.